AUGACAACUUAUAGCACUUUUCCUAGAGUUCAAAUAAUCUUUUUGCUUUUUUUCUCAGUGGGUUCUUUCAUGGCAAAUGGCGAUAAUUUUUACCAAGAUGUUGACUUAACCUGGGGUGAUUAUCGUGCUAAAAUUCUCGACGGAGGAAAGUCUCUCUCGCUUACUCUUGACAAAACCUCCGGCUCCGGGUUUCGGUCCAAGAGAGAAUAUCUAUUUGGAAGGAUCGACAUGGAGCUAAAGCUAGUUUCUGGAGACUCUGCUGGCACUGUUACUGCUUAUUAUCUAUCUUCUGAAGGGCCAAAUCAUGACGAGAUUGACUUCGAGUUCUUGGGGAACUCAAGUGGCGAACCAUAUAUUGUCCACACUAAUGUGUACACUCAAGGGAAGGGGAACAGGGAGCAACAGUUUUACCUAUGGUUCGACCCAACCAAAAAAUUUCACACCUAUUCUAUUGUAUGGAAUCCUCAACGCAUCAUUUUUUUAGUUGAUAAUAUCCCCAUAAGAGAGUACAACAAUGAGGAAGCAAUUGGAGUUCCCUUUCCCAGUAAGCAACCGAUGAGGGUUUAUUCGAGUCUGUGGGACGCAGACCAAUGGGCAACCAGAGGCGGUCUAGUGAAAACCAAUUGGUCUAAUGCUCCUUUCACAGCCUAUUAUAGGAAUUUCAAUGCCAAUGCCUGUGUUUCGUCACUUGGUUCAUCUACUAAUUGCGGUUCAAAGAUGAGUAAGUCUAUUCCCACAAACAACGGUUGGCAAACUCAAGGUCUUGAUGCAAAUGGCCGAAGAUUUUUAAGAUGGGUGCAAAAGUACUAUAUGAUUUACAACUAUUGCGCAGAUUUGAAGCGAUUUCCCAAGGGGCGCCCUAGAGAAUGCCGGCGUUCAAGGUUUCUGUAG
Molecule: messenger RNA, 891 nt
Organism: Pistacia vera
Lineage: Eukaryota; Viridiplantae; Streptophyta; Magnoliopsida; Sapindales; Anacardiaceae
Product: xyloglucan endotransglucosylase/hydrolase 2-like
Exons: 3
Coding region: 1-891 (296 amino acids)
Biological process (GO): cell wall biogenesis; xyloglucan metabolic process
Cellular component (GO): cell wall; apoplast
Molecular function (GO): hydrolase activity, hydrolyzing O-glycosyl compounds; xyloglucan:xyloglucosyl transferase activity
Source: RefSeq, a predicted model, not a curated record